Molecule: messenger RNA, 3345 nt
Organism: Maniola jurtina (meadow brown)
Lineage: Eukaryota; Metazoa; Arthropoda; Insecta; Lepidoptera; Nymphalidae
Product: G1/S-specific cyclin-D3
Exons: 5
Coding region: 170-1093 (307 amino acids)
Biological process (GO): regulation of cyclin-dependent protein serine/threonine kinase activity; mitotic cell cycle phase transition; positive regulation of G1/S transition of mitotic cell cycle
Cellular component (GO): nucleus; cyclin-dependent protein kinase holoenzyme complex; cytoplasm
Molecular function (GO): cyclin-dependent protein serine/threonine kinase regulator activity
Source: RefSeq, a predicted model, not a curated record
GGUCGGCGGGCGAUGCGCGCGACCGGCGACCGCCCGUCACUGUGACUCGGGCUCUCGCCGCCGCGCAACGCUACGUAACCGCUCGGCCCGGCCUCGAUCAGCUGUUCGCGACACCGACGCGCCACGCGACUCGCGAGGCGAGCCCCGAUAAGCCGCAGUGCGGUGUGCCAUGGAGCUGCUGUGUGCGGAGCGCGUGAGCCCCGGCAGCGGCGAGGGCGCGCGCCCCGGCCCGGCGCCCGCGCCGCCCAGCGCCUGCAGCGACCCGGUGCUGCUGCGCCGCCGCGUGCUCGACAACCUGCUGCGCACCGAGGAGCGCUACGCCGUCACCGCCAACUACUUCGGCAACGUGCAGACCGAGCUCACUCCCCACAUGCGCCGCGUCGUCGCCGAGUGGAUGCUUGAGGUGUGCGAAGACCAUAGCUGCCAAGAAGAGGUGUUCCCGUUGGCAAUGUCCUACUUGGAUAGGUUUUUGAGCACGUGUAGGAUUGGGAAGAGCCAGUUACAACUCCUGGGAACCGCGUGUCUUCUGCUCGCCUCGAAACUACGGGAGCCAAGUUCGAGGGGUCUGCCUGCAGACUUGCUGGUCUUCUACACUGCCAACAGUAUCACGCUCACUGAUCUCUGCAGCUGGGAAUUGCUAGUGCUGUCCAAGUUGAAGUGGGACGUGGCGGGGGUGACGGCGCACGACUUCCUGCCGCUGCUGCUGUCGCGACUGCCGCUGCGGGGUCGCGUCAGCGCGGAGAUGGUCCAUAGGCAUGCUCAAACAUUCAUCUCGCUUGCUGCCAGAGAUUAUGAAUUUACCUUGUACUCUGCGAGCACACUGGCUUCCUGCAGCAUCGCCGCCGCUCUGCGAGGACUGGCUCACGACGGCCAUCUGCCGCGCCUGCAUGACCUGACUGGCAUAGACUUGGACUGUCUCCAAACAUGCCUUGAACAAAUAGAAGAAAUGGUGCAAAAUGUGAUCGACGAGCGCGGCAUCUCUGUCCCAAACGGCCAAGGCAGGGAGGCGGCGGGCUGGACGCCCCCUCCCACUCAGGACAAGGCUCACAGUAACGCCGCCACCCCCACUGAUGUGAGGGAUGUACACUUCUAACGUCAUGGCCACUGCUUACUCCGUGACGUGAACAGGAACAGACCCAAGUGAGGAAGGAACUUUGCUUUAAUUGCGGUGCGUUAGUACGAAAAUACUAUAAACUAGAAGAUUAAGUUAGACGGUGCAUCCGUGAUCGAGGACUGAUAUUAAGACUGACAAUCGCAUGUGUUUAACGUAGGUAUUACUUACUGCACGUGUAGUCUAAGGAUUUAUGUACAUAGAGUUAUUAUCGUAAGCCCUGCGUGCUACUUUUUAGCCUCUAGUCUUAUUGGCAAAUAAUACGACAGAGGCGUUGCACUGAAGGAUACAAAAUUGUUUAAUUAUUAAGGAAUACAAUUAUAUCUUCCAGUUCUAGUUGAUAUCUUGAAAUUACAAUCUACCUCUUAAUUUUUAAGUUUCAGUUUUGCUUGAUACAACUGUUAAUAAAAACAAAUACUAAAUAGGUUUUAAAAUUCUUAGGGAUAGCAAUUUUCUUACAUGGGACCAAAGUACAUUUUUCCAGUGUGUGAUGUUCCUAGAGAGGUGAUUUAGUUUUGCUUUACAGUAACAAGUAUUCGUUACUUGUUAUGUAUUUAGUUACUAUUUUCUGAGCAAAAAUUCAAAUGAACUAAAGAUCGCUAUCUAUCAAUAAAAUAUUAUUCUAAUUGUAUCUACUUACGUUGCAGACAACAAUUAUAUCUGUAUAUCGGGGGAAGGCAAUAAACUACGCUUUUAUUUUGUAAAAACUUUAAAAUAAUAUGUAUAGUACCUAUAUCAAUCGUUAGAGACAAAUACCUACAGUUAGUAAAUGACAUUAAUCUGCACAAUUCUUCUGAUAUACACCUUAAAAUAUAUACUUAUUGUAUUAUGUACAUCAUAAAAUUAUGUAAGGUACGCAAAGGGCUAAAUGUUUUUUUUGAAGAUUCUUCUUACGAUAAGCCACGUAAGCAUUUUUUUAGUUCCUUUAUGAAUAUUGCACCAACAAUCAUUUUAGCAUUUAAGUAUCUAACAUUUAAUGUGAUAGUGUUAGAAACUAGAUAUAAUUUCAAUUCAUAGUCACUUCCAGUCAUAAUAUGUUAACUUAGGGGUACUAUGUAGUUGGAAUGGUAGAGAAAAAUAAGAAAAAAUAUGUGAUUUUUGUAUCAUUGGUAAGUUAGAUUAGAAGUAAAUAUAAUAUUAUUGUUCCUACAACCAUUGAUAAUGAAAAAAUGCAAUAGACUAGUUCCACAGUUUUGUACUUAACUUUGUUUUACUAGGUACAGACAAACUAAAAACUACCUACAUUAUAAUAUUGUGAUAUAUCUUCCACAGAUAAUAUUAUAGAGCUAGUGAAGCUGGCGCAGAUAGUAUAUGUUAUAGAAAUAGUAAUUGUUAAAGCUAAUGGUAUAAUAUUUUAUUUUGUAAGAUUUAUAACAAUCGUUUAUAGUAAUUAUUUGCUCUGCAUUUAUUGUAAGUAAAAUAAUGUUACUUUGUUACUGUCCAGCGUCUUCCAUUUCUAUAAUAUAGCAUUAUUUGAAUGUAGCAAAUAGCUUUUUGAUCAAUGCUGACAAAAUAUAAUAUUUUCACUUAGGUUUAUACCAACUUAAAACUUUCAGAUUGUCUUUACUUAGAUAGUAGCUAAUUGUCAUUGUAAAUAAAUAUUAAAUAAUUUUCUAGAUAUGUAAAUAAAAACUAUUAUGCUGUAAGCAUGUGGUGCCAUAGUAACACUACCUACUAUAAAAGUAUGGAGUAAUAUUAUAACGCAAAGGAAAGUUCCAUUUAAUUUAGGACCAUGGAACAGAUGUUUACUAAUAGUAUGGUUGUGGUAUGCAUUACUACCUAAAUAAGUAUAGCGUUCAAAUUUCAACUCUAUUGUAAUAGAUACUAUGUUUAACUGUAUACAUUUAUGUGGGAAAAUAUACGCAUUAAAAAUAGUAUAUUUAAUGCUUAUUUUGGCUUCGACUGGCUUUUUUAUAGGUUAAGAAAUAUUUUUAUGCAAUUAGAGUAUUAUUAAUACUGUAUGCAGGUAUAAUUUCCACCAGUGUAAAUACUUUAGAGGGCUAGUUUUCUCUCAUGCGAAGUGAUCUUUGUUUUUUUUUAUCGCAGAGUCGAUACUUAUUUUUAAUUUAUAAUAUAGGGAACUAAAAUUCUAAUUCAUAAAACGCGAAGUUGCGUAAUUUUGGUUUUGUACACGUGAUUAUUACUUUCGAGUAGUUACUAUAGGUAUUGUAAGAUCGUUGCAAAUUAAGAUGUAGAUAUUGAAAACAAAACCGCAAUAAAAAUAUAUAAAAGUA